This is a messenger RNA of Penicillium coprophilum, 1266 nucleotides long. RefSeq names its product SDR family NAD(P)-dependent oxidoreductase. NCBI's taxonomy places the organism in Eukaryota, Fungi, Ascomycota, Eurotiomycetes, Eurotiales, Aspergillaceae. The record is from RefSeq and is a predicted model, not a curated record. The transcript is spliced from 2 exons. Gene Ontology annotation, molecular function: oxidoreductase activity, acting on the CH-OH group of donors, NAD or NADP as acceptor. Bases 1 to 1266 code for a protein of 421 amino acids.
AUGAAAGACGCGUCGCGUAGUUGUAAGAAAGUGACCGCUGUGGAGCGAAAGAGCCUUUUUGAGGUUGGCGCGUUGGUCCGUGCUGAAGCUGCUCCCGAUGACGCACCCAAUUCUCCCCAUAUCGCGUUCUGUUUGGAGUUCGGACAAGUUAAAAACAAUAUGGGUAGUCUGAGAGCUCCUCUAAUUCGCUUGCGAGUGCCAACUCUAUCCAUCCGAGACUCCCCAAGGGCGAUCAAUUUAAGCAAUGCAGGCUACGUCAACAACCGAGUAUCAAGUCCUAUAGGAUAUACAAAGCGAUCAUACUCAUCUCAACCUGAUGAAGAUAACCAGACUUCACUCCGGUCUGGAGACCGACUUACCGGCCGCAAAUGCAUGGUCACUGGUGGGACAUCCGGCAUCGGCUUCGCCAUUGCCGAACGAUUUCUACAAGAAGGUGCAUCGACGGUAGUGCUCGUUGGCCGAUCUCAAACACGCCUAGAGGAAGCAGCGGCAAAGCUUGGGUCUCUCGCAGUCGCAGAAACAGAUCUUGGUGAAAUCAACGCUGAAAUAGCAACUCGGACACCAGAAGAAGACAACCAGCAAGUCACGCAAGGAAAGAUCCGCCUACUUGUCGGGGAUGUCUCAAACGCUAGGCCAUGGAUGCGGGAACUUGAGAAUGAAUUGGUAAGCUAUCUCGUCCCUGUCAACGAAUCUUCCCCUCAUAACCAUGACACAGGCAAAUGUAGACAUCCUAGUCAACGCAGCAGGAAUUUCGAUAUCAAACAUUCUGCCAAGGACCGAGGUGGAAGAUAUCUCCUCCAUCCUACGUACCAAUCUCGAAGGCGCAAUCCUCACUUCGCGCGCAUUAAUGCGUGCCUCCAUCCGGGGCCGCAUACGGAAUCGGGGGAUCCAGCUAGGGCGACCAAGCCCCCCUCAAAAUGCAUAAUUAACGUCUCCUCUUUACUCGCAGUCAAGGGUGGAACUGGCGCAGUUCCCUACGCUGCUUCCAAGGCUGGUCUGCUCGGUCUGACACGGUCACUUGCUGUUGAAGCAUCAGCCUCAAUGAAAGAUAUUGUCAUUCGGUCAAAUGCUAUCGUGCCGGGUUAUAUUGAUACACCCAUGGUUGCAGACUUCACACCCGGGGAAACGAGCAGGCUGAAGGAUCUUAUUCCUCUUCAUCGAUUCGGCGAUCCACGUGAGAUUGCUGAUGCAGCUGUGUUCUUGGCGCAGAAUGAAUAUGCCAACAAUUGUGUGCUAAACCUCGAUGGUGGAUUGAGUGCCGUUUGA